This is a messenger RNA of Macrosiphum euphorbiae (potato aphid), 612 nucleotides long. The record is from the annotation of a GenBank genome assembly. NCBI's taxonomy places the organism in Eukaryota, Metazoa, Arthropoda, Insecta, Hemiptera, Aphididae.
AUGAAUGUGAAGAAAAAAUCUCAAAAUAAUGUGUUUACUGGUAUUGAAGACUUAUCAAGUGAUGAUGAAGAAAUAGAUGACACAGACAAGGACAAAGAUUAUACAUCUACCGUAUUAGAAUGCAAUGAAUCACUUGAAGACUUCUCCCUUGAUUUGGACCUUUUUCUCAACGAUGAAAAUAUUUUAAAUGGCGAUAUUACAGACAAUCCACCUAAUAUAUCAGAUUUUAAUUUUGAAAAAGCAGGAUGUUCUCCAGAAAAAUAUAAACCGACCUGUUUUAGAGAAGUGCAUGGUUCAGGUAAUAAAAAUAUUUAUAAAAUGUGUCCCAUACAGAUCUUUGAUAUGAUUAUGGGUAAUAUUAUGUAUCAAAAAAUUGUGUUUGAAUCAAGUUUAUAUGCUGAACAACAUAAUAUAUCAUUAAACACCAACAUUGAAGAAUUAAAAGCUUUUCUGGGGUUACUGAUAUAUAUGGGUUAUCAUGAGCUACCAGGUAUUAGGCUGUAUUGGUCAAUUAAUGAUCCAAAUUUUUAUUGUGAUCGAGUUGCACAAGUAAUGCCAGUUCAACAAUUUUUAAAACUACUUCGCUGUAUUCAUCUUAAUGGCAAUUCAUAA